Doryrhamphus excisus (bluestripe pipefish) is the source of this 258-nucleotide messenger RNA. It is a transcript of the gene gnrh2, whose product is annotated as gonadotropin-releasing hormone 2. Gene Ontology annotation, molecular function: gonadotropin hormone-releasing hormone activity; gonadotropin-releasing hormone receptor binding. NCBI's taxonomy places the organism in Eukaryota, Metazoa, Chordata, Actinopteri, Syngnathiformes, Syngnathidae. Gene Ontology annotation, biological process: reproductive process; multicellular organism development. Gene Ontology annotation, cellular component: extracellular region. The record is from RefSeq and is a predicted model, not a curated record.
AUGAGUGUAUCUAGAAUGGCUUUGGUCCUCGGGUUGCUUCUAUGUAUUGAAGCUCAGCUGUCCAACGCCCAGCACUGGUCCCAUGGUUGGUAUCCUGGAGGCAAGAGGGACUUGGACUCUUUCGGCAUGUCAGAGAUUUCAGAGGAGAUCAAACUAUGUGAGGCAGGGGAGUGCAGCUACUUGAGACCCCAGAGGAGGAGUAUUCUAAAAGCCAUUCUUUUGGAUAUCUUGGCCAGAGAACUCCAGAAGAAAAAGUAA